AUGGAAGGAUCAGAGGAGCGGGACUUUGACUACUUUUGGCAGGCUCUGAACAAAGAAAAUUUGACGGAACAAGAGUACUUGACCAGGAUUCUGGGCCCGAAAUAUCUGUCGAUGAGACUGGUGGUCCCUCUUACUUUAGCGUACGUCAGCAUUUUCGUCACCGGGGUGGUUGGAAACAUCGCAACUUGCAUUGUUAUCGUUAAGAACUCAAUGAUGCACACUUCUACCAACUACUAUCUCUUCGGACUGGCCAUAUCUGACCUAAUUUUGCUCACCCUCGGAUUGCCUAACGAGCUCAGCUGUAUUUGGCAACAAUAUCCUUGGGUACUGGGAGUUACUUUGUGUAAACUGAGGGCUUAUGUAUCCGAGAUGUCUUCGUACGUAUCGGUACUAACGAUAGUGGCCUUUUCAAUGGAGCGUUUUUUCGCUAUAUGCCAUCCCCUGGAAAGCUACACAACAGACAAACCACAAAGGCCUAUUAAAAUAAUAUUCAUGAUUUGGUCUAUUGCUUUAGUAUCUGCGGUACCCUUUGCAAUGUACACAAACGUAAACUACGUCGAGUAUCCACCAGGGUCCGGCGAAGCGUCAGACGAUUCAGCCUUUUGCGCAAUGUUACUCCCGGACAUGCCGAACUUUCCUCUGUACGAGCUGAGCUGUAUAAUCUUCUUCUUGAUACCCAUGGUGAUAAUUCUGGUGGUUUACACAAAAAUGGGCCUGAAAAUUCGGAAGAGCGCUCGCACAGGGGAAAAUUCAAUAGUCCACUCCGUGCUUGCGGAGUCGAGGCAUGUUCAGUCGCGGAAAAGUAUCGUCAAGAUGUUGAGCGCAGUAGUGGUGAUGUUUUUUUUCUGCUGGGCGCCGUUUCACGCCCAGCGUUUGCUUUAUGUUUACGCCCGCGAAGCGGACUAUUAUCCUGACUUGAACGAGUGGCUCUACAUCCUGAGCGGGUUCCUCUACUACUUCAGCACAACUGUUAAUCCGAUUUUGUACAACCUAAUGAGUUUAAGAUAUCGACGCGCGUUCAAGAAGACCAUCUGUUGCCACAAGCACCAAAGAAGCCCCAAUAGUACCAUUAUUCAUGUUAAUCACAAUAUUAAUAAUAGCAUUAUUAAUAACAGAGACAGAAAUUUUUGUCACUGUGGCUCGGAUCGGAUUCCUCAUCGAACCAAUUUAAAAUGCACAUUCAGGAGUACGAUAGACCAAGCAAAGGAAAUGCUGAAGCUAAAUUCAACGCGGCAUGAAUGCAACAGAGGACCCAAGUCAUCUAUUGAUUACACCAGUGUCAAAGUAACCGAGGAAAAUAAUGCCAGAGGGACGUUAAUUAGCAGACAUUCGCCUGUCGAGUAUCAUCUGAGCAAUGAGAAUAUCAGCAGUCACGGUAACGGAGUUAAUGAGACUAUUUUAACAGUCAGCAGCGCUGUUUAA
Messenger RNA from Cotesia congregata, 1422 nucleotides. The record is from the annotation of a GenBank genome assembly. NCBI's taxonomy places the organism in Eukaryota, Metazoa, Arthropoda, Insecta, Hymenoptera, Braconidae.